Messenger RNA from Rana temporaria (common frog), 2796 nucleotides. RefSeq names its product LHFPL tetraspan subfamily member 4 (gene LHFPL4). Gene Ontology annotation, cellular component: plasma membrane; postsynaptic membrane; inhibitory synapse. The transcript is spliced from 4 exons. The record is from RefSeq and is a predicted model, not a curated record. Gene Ontology annotation, molecular function: GABA receptor binding. Gene Ontology annotation, biological process: gamma-aminobutyric acid receptor clustering; sensory perception of sound. NCBI's taxonomy places the organism in Eukaryota, Metazoa, Chordata, Amphibia, Anura, Ranidae. The coding region runs from base 802 to 1575 and encodes 257 amino acids.
CUGGCACACACAGCGAGAGAAGGACGGAGGGGGAAACCCUGCCUGGGCUCCAUUCAGAGUGCAUUGCUCACCUCCUCCUUGGCUGGCAUGGAUAAUAAUGGGGGCCGCAUGCUGUGUUAACAGAGAGCAUCAGUGGAGGAUUACUGCUGGAUGGGGAGGAGAAGAGGGGCCGGAUUAAUCCCUUUAAAUCUGCCAUCCUUGGUGAAUAAGAAGGCUAUUUGCGCUUGUCCUUUUGCAGAGGAUGCUGUCACAGUUGUAGGAAAGCAGAUGAGAUCACAGCUCACAAAGAGUGGCAAAGAGUGCUUGCUUUUUUUUUUUUUUAUUCUCUCUGCUCCCCCAAGUCUGCAUUACAGCGGGAGCGCGCAGAUGUUCAGGAGCGCGCAUCAGGCACACAGCAAAGAUGGAGUCCCAGCAGCUGCAGGGAAGGCUAGAGCCGGCCAAGUCUCCGCUGUUUUAAGAGACCUCCUUACAUUGCAAAUGGCCCGGGUCCAUGGCAUUGCCUACUAGGCUUCUUUCCAGCUGGGGGCAUCUGAUGGCUUGCAUCUCCUUUGGCUCAAGAGGCAAAUGUUGCUCCCAAGGACUCUGAACGUUGGCAUCCUCCUCUCUGCAUCCCCAAACUAGCAUCGGAAUUCCCCCUAUUCCUCUGGGCUUUGCCCAAUUCCUACCAACUGCAUGCCCAACACAAGGGGUGCAUGGACAGCCAGCGUUCCUAGGGAUUGUGGUGGCAUCUAAAGGGGGGGGUUUUGAUUGUUUUAUUUGUCUACUACACUGUGCAGGAGGGCAUCUGAUCAGCUAGCCAAGAUGCUGCCAUCUCAAGAAGCCUCCAAGCUUUACCAUGACAAUUACAUGAGAAACUCGAGAGCCAUAGGUGUGCUUUGGGCCAUCUUCACCAUCUGCUUUGCCAUCAUCAACGUGGUGGUCUUCAUACAACCCUACUGGAUAGGGGACAGCGUCAAUACACCCAAGCCCGGUUACUUUGGGCUUUUCCACUACUGUGUGGGCAAUGGAGGGGGGAACAGGGAGUUUACCUGCCGGGGGUCCUUCACCGAUUUCAGCACCAUCCCCUCCGGAGCCUUCAAAGCAGCCGCUUUCUUCGUGCUGCUGUCCAUGGUGCUGAUCCUGGGCUGCAUUACCUGUUUCGCCCUGUUCUUCUUCUGCAACACGGCCACUGUGUACAAGAUCUGCGCCUGGAUGCAGCUGUGUGCAGCUCUGUGCCUGGUGCUUGCCUGCAUGAUAUUUCCGGAUGGGUGGGACGCCGAGACCAUCAGAGACAUGUGCGGAGACAAAACUGGGAAAUACUCUCUCGGAGACUGCUCCAUCCGCUGGGCCUACAUACUGGCCAUCAUCGGCAUCUUAAACGCCCUCAUCCUCUCCUUCCUGGCCUUUGUCCUGGGCAACAGACAGAACGACUUGCUACACGAAGAGCUGAAGGCAGAUAACAAAGGUUGUCCUCGGGGUGCAGAGCAUUGCGCCCCGAACCCUCCCACUUUUGAUUUUAGCGAAUCAAUAUUCGUCAUCACGUCACUUCCGGAUUCCGGAUUUUCGUCACGUGGAACGCAAGGCAUCCUCCGAUGAUAUUAAAUAGAUGAAAAUUCAAAGGGGGAAAACGGGAUACCUUCACCAACGCAGGAAUGUCUUCAGGCUGUCAGCCAUCUUACCCCAUUGGUAUUGUUGCCCUACGAUUCUUGUAUUGCUGCCCUCUGCCACACUGCCUUGAACCCUUCUCCACCCUCCCACCACCGGUGAAGCCUGGUUCUGCAUCUCAGCCUUGAAGAGUGCUUUUCUUCCACCAAAACGGUGCCUGCUCCACCAAACCAAGACUCCCUCCCCUCCCCCCCCUUCUGCUAUGGAAGAACCAGCAACAGCGCACCCGUUCCCUACACCCUACACGCCACCGUGGAUGUACUCAACCAUCACUUGUAAAGAUGCUAUGAAAUAAGACUUUUUACCCCACCAUCUUUCUACUUGCCAUCGCUGUAAAGAAAAAGAAAAAAAAAAAAAUAUUACAAAAGGGUGCUGCAUAAGAACCCGAUAUCAAAUAUGUUCCAAUUUUAUAAUAAAGAAAAAUCAAAGCGUUUCUACUUAUGAAAACAAAUCUCCAUAGACGUAUUUCCCCACCUUGCCUGAAAAAAAAAAAAAAAAAAAUGUUUUUUUUUUCAUUUCGAUAACUUUGUACAUAUAUGUACAUUAUGAACAAAGCCUUAUAGGCGUUACUAUGGCUAAACUGUGCGCUGGCCUGAUUCCAGCAAAAUGCCUUUUGUACAGUGCCAUGAAAACUAUUUAUUUCUUAUUUUUACAUUGACAUUGCUCGUACAAAAAAAAAAAAAAAAACAAAGAAAAAAAACUUCUCGCAACAGGGUAAAAAUAAGCAAUUUUGACGUGUUCUUUACAGACUCCCGGAAAAGUUGAGUGCGUUGUCUAGUUAUCCGUGGGGGAAAUGCGUUGGGUAACGGACCAGAGCGGCGGUCCGAGAGACACAGAGCCGGUGGGUGGAAAGCGGCAGCAGGAAGAAUUUGGCGUCCUUUACGAAAAAAAAGAAAAAAAAAAAAGAUCAUUUAUUUCAGCUUUAUCGUCAGAGCUUUAUGAAAGAUUCUACAGAUCAGCCCAACGGGAUUACUUCAAAUCUUUAAAUAUUGACAGAGAAUUAAUGAGAGAUGUAUAUAAAUUGUCAUAUGAAGGGGGGUAAUCUAUAGAAGAUGUGGAAAGGAUUUUUUUUUUGUGGUGUGUUUUCAUCACUGUGCUUUUUAUUUUUUUUUAUUUUUUUGUGGCAACAUAAAAUUCUUGAUGAAAAAUGUU